AUGCCAAUCCCAUGGAAGAUCCUCGGGGGCACCGCGGCAACAGGCGUGGCUGGCACGGGGCUAUUCUUCGUCUACCUCACGCAUGGUAUCGAGACUGUACCAAUGCAAGCGUCGGAUACGAUCUUCCACUCACAGUUCCAUGCGGCAUAUAACCCCAAUGGCAAUCCGACGAUACACGACUUGCACGUCAUACGCGUGCCCCUACAUCGAAUCGAACCAGGCCUUCUAGAGGACCAGGAGAAGUUGCUGGAGAGGUUCUGUGGUGGAGUCUGGGCGGGCAUAGGCUUCGCCCCUCACCGAAUCCUCCUCUCCCUCAUCGAGAACCGAGACGGGACCAAACCGCAAAUCUGGACACGCCCCGACCUCCUACACUCACAAUACAGCGUCGGGACCGACAUCGCGGGCAACUUCGAGGUCAUCGAUCGAACGGCCAGCUCCAUACUCAUCCGCGGCGGAGGCAAGACGUCGGUUCGGGGCCUGCGUCCGCUCGAUGCGCUGAUGGAGCUUGGCGCGAGCAUUGAUCGGGAGAAUAAUAUGGUAGAGUUUGCGUUCAAGUCGCUUUUUUUUCAAGGGCUUGGAGUGUCAAGAGAAAAGCUUAUGCCGGCGCCCGUGGUGUGGUUGCAUGAGCAGUAUGCCAAGGCUAUGUUGGGGGGUGGUGUGCGGUAUGUUUUGAAGUAG
Aspergillus calidoustus is the source of this 678-nucleotide messenger RNA. Lineage: Eukaryota; Fungi; Ascomycota; Eurotiomycetes; Eurotiales; Aspergillaceae. The record is from the annotation of a GenBank genome assembly.